Molecule: messenger RNA, 558 nt
Organism: Lactuca sativa (garden lettuce)
Lineage: Eukaryota; Viridiplantae; Streptophyta; Magnoliopsida; Asterales; Asteraceae
Source: RefSeq, a predicted model, not a curated record
AUGGUUGGGAAGAGAUACAUCCAAUGCAUGUUAAAAACAAUUAAAAAACCCACUAACCUACACCACUCACCACCCACCAACUUCCGAUCACCACCACCUACAACCCACAAACCACCAUCAUUACCAACCACACAUCACCACAACCAACAACCCACAACCACCACCCAUCACUACCACCUAUCACCCACCGAAACCGCCACCACCCGCCCAUUACCACCCACCAACCAUCAUACCCACCACUCAACACCACCCACCACUACCAUCCACCUAUCACCACCCACCCUCACCCAUCACCACAACUUACAACCCACUACCACCACCUACCUCCAUUCACCUCCACAACCCGACACCAUUCAUCACCACUCGUCACCACCACACUCACUUACACAACCACCCACCACUCACCACCCACCAACACUACUAACCAUCACCAACAUUACCACAUACAACCACCACCCAUCAUCACCACUCUACAUCACCCACCCAUCAACACUACCACCACCGACCUACCCAUCACCCUUCAUCACCGCCACCACCCACCACCCACAACUACAAUAA